UCCGGCAUGUGAGUUCUUAUUUGAAUUGACAUUUUGUUAUCUCUAUUAUACGUAAUCAAGCUAAUCAUUAGUAUAAUCGGUGAUAAUAUAUUAGCGAGGAAAACAGUUAAUCGUGAGUGUUUGGAUUUUUAACAGAUAACAAAAUCGUAGUGUCGUUCGAUCGAGUGUAAAGUAUUACAGCGAAGCUUCUUUGACUUUAUAAUAAGUGGUGCAUAAAGCUAAGAAUUUGCAAGCAUGGCCGCUACUCAAAAAUCACAAACAAACGACGGAGGAGAACUUGGCAACAGUGAUUUACAGUUACUCCUGCGGUCGAAGCUCGGAAAACAAGUCGUACUGCACUCGACAACGUCGGCGCUCUUACCGCCCGGUGAAAAUUUUGCUUGUUGCCUCUCCAAAGUAACUGCUACCGUGAAACGCGACGAAAAUACUCCUGGAGAAACCUUAAAUUUAGUUGCCAAAUGGUUUCCUCAAGCCGAGAUUAUCAGGGCAGUUUUUGACUUUACCAAACUCUUUGAAAAAGAAAUUUUCUUCUAUGAAAAAUUAGUACCGACUUUCAAGGAACUCGAGAUUGAGUUUAGCGCUGAAACUGGGUUUUGCGAUUUUGCGCCAAAACUGUAUGGCUUUAGAUUGUCUGACGAUGCAGGGUCCAAAAAUAUCGACGAGGGCGUCAUUAUUUUGAUGGAAAACUUGCAAACUCUUGGUUAUUAUACUCUGGAUAAAAUUGAAGGAUCGGACUUGCAGCACUCGAGAGUAGCAAUAAAGGCGCUUGCACGUUUUCAUGCACUCGGCAUUGCUUGUAAACAGCAUCGGCCCAAAUUCUUUCAAGAUGAAGUAUUGGCCCAUACUAAGGUAGUGCCGUUCAAUCAGGACGUUGGCAAUAAGGGCAACAUCUUUGAGGUGUUAAGCAAAAUGAUGUUUAAAGAUUCUCGAAUCGCCAAGUACCACGAUCGUAUUCUAAAAUUCGUCAAUCCAAGCGUGAUCUUUGAUUACGUGGCUCCAGAACCCUGGCUGUCGAUCGCACAUCUAGAUUUUUGGACAAACAACGUGUUGUAUCGCAAAGACGAGGCUGGUAAUUUGAUCGACGUCAAGUUCCUCGAUUUUCAAAAUUACAUUUACAACAGUCCACUUAGAGAUUUACCUUAUUUCCUGUGCACGAGCACCAGCCACGAAGUCAUGACCAACAACUUUGAAGAGCUGCUCGAUUUGUAUUAUGAAACCUUCAUUGACGCUCUGAAGAAAAUGCAUUGUGACGUCAGUCUAUUAACGAGAGAGUCAUUCGACAAACAGCUUAAGAUUGAUGCGUCGAUCGAGUUCUUUCAUAAUAUUUUAGCUAUUAAAUUUUUUAGUGCUGAGAUAGAUAAAGAUACGUACGAUCCGGCAGAUCUUGAAUCGGUUAUCAUAUAUAGCGAUAUUAAUACGCUUGGUUAUAAUAAAUGGUAUGACAUUAUAUUGACUUAUAUUGAACGUGGUUGGUUGUAGGGUACUAGG
Messenger RNA from Phymastichus coffea, 1488 nucleotides. RefSeq lists its product as uncharacterized. The record is from RefSeq and is a predicted model, not a curated record. NCBI's taxonomy places the organism in Eukaryota, Metazoa, Arthropoda, Insecta, Hymenoptera, Eulophidae.